Messenger RNA from Aspergillus versicolor CBS 583.65, 1443 nucleotides. RefSeq lists its product as uncharacterized. The transcript has 2 exons. Gene Ontology annotation, molecular function: FAD binding; proline dehydrogenase activity. Gene Ontology annotation, cellular component: mitochondrion. NCBI's taxonomy places the organism in Eukaryota, Fungi, Ascomycota, Eurotiomycetes, Eurotiales, Aspergillaceae. The record is from RefSeq and is a predicted model, not a curated record. Bases 1 to 1443 code for a protein of 480 amino acids.
AUGUACUCCUGGUCCCCUCUCCACGCCCCCAGGGGUGCGCGGCUAUUCUUCAGACACCAAGUAUAUCUACGGAGAUACAUUUCCACAUCCUCGCCAAAAGCAUGCACUAUCAAGGCUUCUUCCUCACAUUCAGCUCCAGAAGCACCAACAGCUCCGGGAAGAAAACAGGCCGGCUCCCCCCCGCUAUCCCGCCUCCCAAACAAGCUCCUCCUCCGCUCACUCCUCCUAUCCAGCCUGAUGACAUCGAAGAUAUUUCUCCGUCCCUCACUAGCCCUCCUUGAUACGCUCGCAUCCUCCAAAUCCGCUUUCCUGAAUCCAGACAGAAACCCACUCCUGAACAGACUCGUCCGCUGGACACUGUAUAACCACUUCUGCCCGGGCACGAACCGAGCCGAGGUGGUGCGGACCGUCAACGAGAUCAAGAAGAUGGGGUACCAGGGCGUUAUACUGGGGUAUUCGAAAGAAGUCGUUCUCGACCAUAGCGAGACUACCCAGCAGGAUAUACAGACAGCAAAGGACUACCCACCGCAGUACUACGAGGUAAUCGAAGAGUGGAAACGAGGUACACUCGAGACCCUCCGCAUGGUUGGACCAGGGGACUUUCUCGCCUUGAAACUCACCGGUGCGGGUCCCAUCUCCCUAGAAGCCAUGCAAGCCCGCGGCCCCAUCCCAGCCGCCGUCUUAGAAGCCCUGGACGAAAUCUGCACCGAGACCGCAAAGCAGGGAUCCCGGCUAUGGCUGGACGCCGAGCAGCAGCUUCUCCAGCCGGGUCUGGAUAACUGGGCAAUUGAGCUGAUGCGCCGAUACAACACUCCUACUACCUCUAUGGGAGCGCCGCGAGCGCCGCUGGUUUAUAACACCAUCCAGGCGUACCUCAAAGGCUCGAGGGCGAAUGUGCAGCGGCAUCUUGAGGAAGCUGAGAAAGGGGGGUUUCUGCUUGGUGUAAAGUUAGUUCGGGGCGCAUAUAUCGAGCAUGAAGCGCGCGGGUUGAUUCAUGAUUCGAAGACGGAGACGGAUGACUCGUAUAAUGGGAUUGCGGAGAUGUUGAUAUGUCGGCGACGUCGUUCUGGUGGGAAGGAUGUGGAUGUGCCCGCUGCGGCGCUGUUUCUGGCUACGCAUAAUGCUGAGAGUGCGGAUAGGGCGAUCCAGCUAUAUCAAGGGCGGUUGGAUAGCGGGCUGCCUACUGUGAGUGUCCUGGAGUGUGGGCAGAUCAUGGGGAUGGCGGAUGAGUUGAGCUGUGAGUUGGUGCAGCGGUAUGAGACGGCGGCUCUAGAAGGGAGAGCAGGGGCCCCGAGGACAUUCAAGUGUAUGCAUUGGGGGACGGUGUCGGAGUGCAUGGAAUAUCUGCAUCGGAGGGCGAUUGAGAAUAGAGGUGCUGUUGAGCGGACGCAUCAUAUGAGGGCCGCUCUGGCGAGGGAGUUCCGGCGUAGAAUUGGACUCUAG